AUGGAUAGCACGUUACAGAAAUUCUGGGAAAUUGAAAAUGAAGGAGUGCAAGAGAAAUCAGUCAUGUCAAUGAAAGAUAGAGAUAUUUAUGAGAGCACAGAGAAAACAGUGAAAUUUGAAGACAAUCACUAUGUUGUAGAAAUACCAUGGAAAGAGAACAGAAAUGAAUUGUUAAACAAUUAUGAAAUGGCAAAAAGACGCCUUGAAAGCACAGAAAAGAAACUAAGAAAAGAACCAGUAGUUGAAAAGAUGUAUAAUGAGACACUUCAAGGUUACCUUACAAAAGGCUAUAUAGAAAAGGUGGAAACGGAUGAAAAGGAAGAAAGUUUAAAAGAAAAUAACUGGCUGUUACCUCACUUUCCAGUUGUGAAAAUGAACAAAGAUACAACAAAGGUAAGAAUUGUCUUCGACGCGUCUGCUAGUUGUAAAGGAGCAAGUUUGAAUGACGUGAUAGAGCAGGGGCCCAGCUUACAAAACAAUUUGUUCGAUGUUCUGUUGCGAUUUAGAAGAGACAAGAUCGCAGUAGCAUGUGAUAUCCAAGAAAUGUAUCUUCGAGUCGGAAUCACACCUCCAGAUAGAAGAUUUCAUCGCUUUUUAUGGCGACCAUCUCCAGAACUAGAACCAGAUGUCUAUCAGUUUAACAGACUUGUUUUUGGGGUGAACGCAUCUCCAUUCCUGGCUCAGUUUGUGUCUCAAUAUAAUGCUAGACUGUAUGAAAAUGAGUACCCUUUGGCAGCAGAAACAGUGUUGAAAUCGACAUAUAUGGACGACAGCAUGGACUCGGUUGAUAAUGAUAAAGUUGCAAUUAGAUUGUAUAAAGAACUUACAGCCCUUUGGGAAAAGGCAGGAAUGAAUGCUCGAAAAUGGAUAUCAAACUCCAAAACGGUACUAGAACAGAUUCCAGUAGAACAUAGAGCAAAGACGGUAGAUUUACAAAAGAAUGAACUUCCCAAGGUGAAAACACUAGGGGUAACAUGGGUACCUGAAGAAGAUAUAUUUUCAUUCGAAUUCACAGCAGUUGAUGAAAACAAGGGCAUGACAAAGCGUGAAUAUCUCAAGAAAAUAUCGACAUUAUUUGAUCCGCUGGGAUUGUUAACUCCAUACACCAUUAUAGCUAAAAUGUUAAUGCAGGACAUUUGGAUAUCAGGUGUUGAUUGGGACGAAAAAGUACAUGAAAAAACCAGAAUAAAAAUUGGUGAUUGGUUUGAAGAACUAGCUUGUGUUCAUCAAAUUAAGGUUCCAAGAUGCAUUUCAAGUUAUGAAAGAACUGAAAAACUAACACUGCAUGCAUUUUCUGAUGCUUCACAAAGUGCAUAUGGGGCAGCUGUUUAUGCUAGAUGCCAACAUGAAAAAAGUGAAAUUUCAGUGAUUUUAGUAGCAUCAAAAAGUAGAGUGGCACCGAUAUCUGCUAUAAGCAUUCCAAGGCUAGAACUAAUGGCAGCUCAGUUGAGUGCACAACUUACAUCAAACAUUUGUGAAGCUCUUGAAAUAGACAUUAGUGAAUGUACAUUUUGGACUGAUAGUAUGGAUGUGGUAUUUUGGGUUCGGAAUCAGAGCCGUGUAUUCAAGACAUUUGUAGCCAACAGAGUUGGAGAAAUUCAGAAACGCACAACACCGAGUCAGUGGCGUCACAUACCAGGAAAACAGAAUCCAUCUGAUCUUCUUUCAAGAGGGCUGAACAUUACCAAACUCAUUGAAGAUAAAACAUGGUGGGAAGGACCAGAAUUCUUGAAAGAAAAUGAACCGGAAUGGCCUCAAACAUCAGUACCAGAAUCGAAAGAAAGACAAGAGAUGAAAAAGUCUGCAAAUGAAAAAAAUGAUGAAAAGACAUUUAAUGUAAAUGCCAAGGACAGUUUCACUAUGAAAGAUAUAGAAACUAGAAGUGCAAAACAACCAAAUGUUUGGCGAUUGGAUCCAACUAGAUACUCAAGUUGGAAAAGGUUGAAACGAGUCAAUGCAUGGGUUAUGAGAUUCAUCCAAAACUGCCUGUUAAAUAGUGAAGACAGGAAAGUAGGUGAACUGACAUUUGACGAAUUACAAGACAGUGAAAGACAAAUAACACAGGCAACACAGAAGAAACAGUUUCCAGAGUAUAGAGACAUUGUAAAUGGAAAGUUAUUGCAGAAAAACAGUAUUUUGUUGUCAUUGAAUCCAGUGUCAGACACAGAUGGUGUUAUCAGAAGCAGUUCAAGGUUAAAAUAUGCUGAUUUCAUGCCAUUUGAAAGUAGAAAUCCAAUCAUAUUACCAAGACAUUCAUGGACAACAAAACUGAUUGUAAGAGACAUUCAUGAAAAGAACGGGCAUAGUGGAACAAAUCUAACUUUGUCGGAACUGUCUACAAGGUAUUGGGUAAUACACGCAAGAGAAGUUAUUCGUGAAGUUGAAAACUUGUGUUCAGAAUGUAAGAGACGUAAGGCGAAACCUGCACAACAGAUAAUGGCUCCAUUACCCCAGAUAAGACUGAAUAUGCCAUUAAGAGCUUUUGCGCAUGUUGCUGUAGACUAUGGAGGACCAUUCUUGACAAAACAAGGAAGAGGAAAGAGUAGGCAAAAGCGGUAUUUGUGCCUAUUCACGUGUUUAGCAUCGAGAGCUGUACAUCUGGAAGUGGCAUAUGCGUUGGACACUAGUUCAUUUCUUAAUGCAUUUUAUAGGAUGGUCAGCAGAAGGGGCUUACCAGUCAAAGUGUUAAGUGACAAUGGUAAAAACUUUGUUGGUGCUGAAAAGGAGUUGAAACAACUAGUGAAGUUAUUUGAUGAUAAGGAAAUCAUAAAAAGAACAGCGGACAAAGGAAUAGACUGGCAGUUUAAUCCCCCAUUAGCACCACAUUGGGGUGGUGUCCAUGAAAUCAUGAUAAAGGCAGCAAAGAGAGCAAUAUUUGCUAUACUUCAUGGAGCAGAUGUAACAGAUGAAGAGUUAACUACAGCAUUUGUAGGAGCAGAAUCAUUAAUAAACUCAAGGCCGUUAACAUACCAGACAGCAAAUCCUGCAGAUGUUACACCCUUGACGCCGAAUCACUUCUUGUUUGGACAAGUCGGCGGGCAGUUUGCUCCGCAAUCAGUGGACAUUGUAGCCUAUCAUCCGUUAAAUAGGUGGAGACGUGUACAAGAACUUAUGAGACACUUCUGGCAAAGGUGGCUAAAAGAGUGGCUCCCCAGUCUUGCACCAAGGAGACGCUGGUUCCAAGGGAAACGAGACCUUGCAGUGGGGGACGUAGUGCUCGUGGUAGCUCCAGACACUCAGCGUGGACAGUGGCCGUUGGGACGUAUCGUUGAGGUUUACCCAGGAGUCGAUGGACAUGUUCGUUCAGCUAGAGUGUUCGUCAACGGAAAAGACAUGAAGAGACCAAUUGUGAAGCUUUGUCCUCUAGAGUGUGAUGUGUAA
Messenger RNA from Mya arenaria, 3381 nucleotides. RefSeq lists its product as uncharacterized. The record is from RefSeq and is a predicted model, not a curated record. NCBI's taxonomy places the organism in Eukaryota, Metazoa, Mollusca, Bivalvia, Myida, Myidae. Bases 1 to 3381 code for a protein of 1126 amino acids. Gene Ontology annotation, molecular function: nucleic acid binding. Gene Ontology annotation, biological process: DNA integration. The transcript has a single exon.